AUGUCCGACAGCAACUUGGACAUAAGCAAUUACAUACUGCCUAACGGCACCGUCCCUUAUGAGGUCAGGAGACAGCUGCAGACCGGUUGCCAUGCCUACAUCGAUGGGAUAGGCACUCCUUACGGUUAUGUCCCCUCUCUCGCAGCAGGCAUCGUCUUUCUUGUCCUCUUCGGCCUUACAAUGGUGGGCCAGACAGUUCAGUUUGCCUGGAAACGGACCUGGUGGUGCGCUGUAUUCGCUGUGGGAAGUCUCACCGAAGUCAUAGGAUGGGCCGGGCGAACCUGGUCCGCAGAAUGCCCAUACAACACCAAUGCUUUUCUCAUGCAAAUCACAACCCUGAUCAUCGCGCCCACCUUUUACACGGCAGGCGUCUAUGUCCUCCUUGGCCGCUUCAUCGAACUCCUUGGCCGCGACUCUUCAAUCCUCAGCCCGCGAGUGUAUCUCAUCAUCUUCGUAACUUGCGACAUCAUUUCGCUUGUAGUCCAAGCCAUUGGCGGCGGAAUGGCGUCUGUCGCCGCUGCGCAAGAAAACGGCAACACAACUCCGGGCACAAAUAUCAUGGUCGCCGGUAUCAUCUUUCAAAUGGCAUCGAUUACUGUCUUCGUCCUCUGCGCGGCAGAUUUUGUCCGUCGGACCCUCGUCCGCCGGCUCUUGCAGAACUAUACCAAGACAAUCGUGCCGCUGCUUGCGGCGAUGGUUUUCUCGGUACUCUGUAUCUAUGUCCGGAGCAUUUAUCGGACCAUUGAGUUGUUGGAAGGCUGGAGCGGGUAUCUUAUUACCACAGAGAGAUUCUUCAUUGCGCUUGAUGGGUCAAUGAUGGUUCUAGCUGUCGCCAUAUUCAACCUGAUCCAUCCCGGGUGGUUUUUGCCUGAGUCUGGACAUGGAGGAAAAGGGUGUGAAGAUGGGAGCUUCACGGAGCUGAGGUACCUGGGUUAA
Messenger RNA from Aspergillus nidulans FGSC A4, 936 nucleotides. RefSeq names its product RTA1 domain-containing protein. Gene Ontology annotation, cellular component: membrane. The record is from RefSeq and is a predicted model, not a curated record. The transcript has 3 exons. Lineage: Eukaryota; Fungi; Ascomycota; Eurotiomycetes; Eurotiales; Aspergillaceae. Bases 1 to 936 code for a protein of 311 amino acids.